CAAAUAAAACGUAAAAAAACACAAAAAACUCUUCACGCUCUCUCUGCUAUUUCUCAAUCACGCUCGCUCUGAGGAAGUAGAUUGUUAAAAGAAACCCUAAUUUUCCGCGUCCUGUUCGUUAUUCUUCGCUAAAUUCGAUCAACCAACUUGGGUUUCGGUGCUGGAUCUUUGCUCUAUCUUGGCGAAUUUCAACUUCUAGGAUUUCGUGAAAGAUCAAUUACUUGACUUUUUUUCGGGGGAAUUCUAGGGCGGAGAGAUAUGAGCUUUGAAGAUCUCGAAUCUGGUAGGCCUUUGGCUUCAAGGCGAGAGCAUAUUAAUCCAAGGCAGGACCCUACGCAAGCGGUUGCUUCCGGUGUGUUUCAGAUAAACACCGCUGUCUCCACGUUCCAACGACUCGUUAAUACCCUCGGAACGCCCAAAGACACGCCCGAGUUCCGGGAGAAGCUGCACAAGACAAGGCUACAUAUUGGACAGUUGGUGAAGGAUACUUCUGCUAAACUCAAACAAGCUAGUGAAAUAGAUCAGCAUGGUGAAGUUAGUGCCAGCAAGAAGGUAGCUGAUGCUAAGCUUGCAAAAGAUUUCCAAGCAGUUCUAAAAGAAUUUCAGAAGGCACAAAGGCUUGCGGCUGAGAGGGAAACAGCGUAUGCACCUUUUGUUCCUCAAGCAGUUCUUCCAUCCAGCUAUACUGAAAGUGAGAUAGGUGUAGGUACAGAUAAGAGUCCAGAACAGCGUGCUCUUCUUGCGGAAUCUAGAAGACAGGAGGUGUUGCUACUGGACAAUGAGAUUGUCUUCAAUGAAGCCAUCAUUGAGGAAAGAGAGCAAGGGAUCAAAGAAAUACAGCAGCAAAUUGGUGAGGUGAACGAGAUUUUCAAAGAUCUAGCUGUGUUGGUUCAUGAUCAAGGAGUUGUGAUUGAGGAAAUAGACAGCAACAUUGAGGGCUCCCAUGCGGCUACUGCACAGGCAAAAUCCCAACUUGCAAAAGCAUCCAAGACCCAAAAAUCAAAUUCAUCUCUGACAUGCUUGCUCUUGGUGAUAUUUGGGAUCGUUCUGCUCAUUGUUAUCAUAGUCCUUGCAGCUUAAGUGGCGAAUUUGUUCUCUCGGUCGAUCAUAUCAUCUUGGCCACAAGGUUGGAUCAACAAGGGCAAAGUCUGGGUGGAUAGUAAUGAUCUUUGUAAAUGGUUAAUGCAGGGAACCCAAGCGGGGUGGCCGUGGGACCUAUUUUAGUACUCUUCUUAUGAUCUCUUCUAUAAUGUACGCGAUGGAUGUAUCUAUAACUUGUAAGGAUGCUUGUAUGAUCUCUGUAGCUGACUUUCUGUUCAGCUAAAAUGUUUAUUCCUUUCUUUUUUUAGCAGAAAUAAAUAAAU
Macadamia integrifolia is the source of this 1364-nucleotide messenger RNA. RefSeq names its product syntaxin-22-like. The record is from RefSeq and is a predicted model, not a curated record. Gene Ontology annotation, biological process: intracellular protein transport; vesicle-mediated transport; vesicle fusion. Gene Ontology annotation, cellular component: SNARE complex; endomembrane system; membrane. The transcript has 8 exons. Gene Ontology annotation, molecular function: SNAP receptor activity; SNARE binding. NCBI's taxonomy places the organism in Eukaryota, Viridiplantae, Streptophyta, Magnoliopsida, Proteales, Proteaceae. The coding region runs from base 259 to 1080 and encodes 273 amino acids.